Molecule: messenger RNA, 1134 nt
Organism: Elephantulus edwardii (Cape elephant shrew)
Lineage: Eukaryota; Metazoa; Chordata; Mammalia; Macroscelidea; Macroscelididae
Product: gasdermin-C-like
Exons: 8
Coding region: 1-1134 (377 amino acids)
Biological process (GO): defense response to bacterium; pyroptotic inflammatory response
Molecular function (GO): phosphatidylserine binding; phosphatidylinositol-4,5-bisphosphate binding; phosphatidylinositol-4-phosphate binding
Source: RefSeq, a predicted model, not a curated record
AUGGCGUCCAUCUUUGAAACUUACGUCAAUAUGUUGCUCAAAGAGAUGAACACAGAAAAUCUGAAACCUAUCAUGAGCAUGGAUAAUGCCUCCAAAAUGCAACACUUCAAUUUGAUAAAGAAGAAAAAGAAAAUUGACUCAACAAAGAAAAUCGAGUUAAACAUUUUGACUCUGCUGAAGGGGAGGUAUGGGAUGGAUGUGGAUGUGAACUUCGGGCUCGACGCGAGCAUGUCAGUAGACGCUUCUAAAUUGCAACAAUCCUCGUUGAACAUCCAGUUUGUUAGAAUUCCACCCCAAGUCUGGAAAGACCUUCAGGAAAGAAAAACACUGGAAAAAGAGCCCAGUUUUCUGACACAGUGUCGCAAAAGAAGAGAAAACUUGUAUGUGGUGACAGAGAUCCUGAUACUGACCAAGAAAACCACUCUGCAUGAAAUACGACAUGGUAAUGCCACGGCAAAGUGUCUCAAGUUCACCAGCACGAAGCUGACCCUACCAAAGGGCACAGUGAUGGCCUAUAGGAGGAAGCAGCUGGUUCUCUCGGCGAAAGGCUGGGAUUUCCAGUAUCUACAAGAGAAGAUUUCUAAUGAAAUGGAAGCCUUGGCCACAUACCCAAAGAAUCUACAGGAUACCUUAUUCCAGAAUAUUCUAGCAAUGCUUGGGGACAGAGGAGCUUUGCAGAACCUGAUAGACAUGCUGGAAAACCCCUCGGCUGACUUGGAUGGUCCCGGUAGCAUUAUCUUAAAUGAACUGCGAAAGCAUGCAAGAGACUUAUCAACACCCUCCGAGUACCACAUCAUUUGCGUUCUUGACGUCCUAAUGGCACUGAGUAACACUCAACGUGAUCUACUGGCCACUUCCAUAAAGAUGAGGAUCUUGGUCCAACAGAGAGAGCUGGUGAGGAGCAUCCUGGAGCCACACUUCAUGUACACUCAGAGCAGUCCCUUUACGCUCCCUCCUGACCUUCUCACUCCACUCGGGGAUGAGGGCGUGGACAUAACCUAUGGCCUGCUGCAGGAGUGUGGCCUGCCCAUGGAGCCAGACAGCCCUGCGUCCGUGUGGGACGCAGAAGUCAAGGGGCCGCUCUCUGUCCUCUAUGGGGCCAUCUCAUUGCUGCAGCAACUGGCUGACCCCUAG